Molecule: messenger RNA, 2136 nt
Organism: Cylindrotheca closterium
Lineage: Eukaryota; Bacillariophyta; Bacillariophyceae; Bacillariales; Bacillariaceae
Source: the annotation of a GenBank genome assembly
AUGGCAUCGACGAUUCUUUUAUUGCCUCAGCUAGGCUUGGCUACCGCAUUUAAACCGAAUCUUCCACCGCCUCCUGUAUCCCACCGAUACCCACAACAAGUAUCACUUAUUAUGCACCGUCCUACGAUAUUUUGCCAACACCAGUUAUCGGCUGCUACUGCUGCUGCUGCUGACGAGAGCGAGGUAACACAAGUUUCCUCACAUCAUGACUGGGAUGAACAAUUUGAGGAGCUCCAAUCGUUCAAGGAAGGUUACGGGCAUUGUAACUUUCCCUAUAAUGCUCCAGUCGAACUCCAAGAGCAGUAUCCAACCUUGGCAAGAUUCUGUCGGGACCAGCGGUUGGAAUACCACAAUUACAAGUAUAAACUCUCGAGUCAGAGUAUUAGGCGGAUGACUCUACCAAAUUUUGAUCGCACUGUUCGGUUGCGUCGACUGGACGAACUUGGAUUUGAAUUCAAUUCCAAAUUAGCCCAAUGGUAUGACAAGUACCAUGAACUACUGCAGUAUCGUGACGACAAUGGUCAUCUUCGCGUGACAGAUGAAGAAAAUCGCUCACUAAAAGGUUGGAUAAUAGCCCAACGCUGCAUGCGAAAAGGAACCGAAGGAUAUUCGAAGCUUUCCGAAGCGCAAACUCUUCUGUUGGAUAAGAUUGGUUUCGAAUGGGAGCCUAGGGACGAUUUGUGGAUGGCGAAAUACAUCGAGCUCUGUGACUUUCGCAAAAAGCAUGGGCAUCUGAACGUGCCACAUACCUCAUCGGUGUAUCGCUGGAUUUAUCGUCAGCAAGCGCGACGAGCUGAAAAGAAAAAUCACUCUCCUCUCUCAGAAGAACAGCUGCAAUUAUUGGAUGAUGUUGAUUUUCCCUGGAUUCCAAUUAGGUUCGACCGGAAAUGGCAAGUGAAAUACGACGAGCUAGCGCGAUUCAAAAAGAACCAUGGACACUGUCGACCGAGUGCAUCGACUCAUCUCAAAAUGAUCACUUGGUCACGGGUACAGCGCGAGAAACGGCGGAAAGGGCAGCUUUCAUCGGAGCAAAUUAGAUUAUUGGACAAGAUUGGUUUUCCCUGGGUAUCCAAUAACCCUCAUCAGUUUCCUGCAAUGUAUCAACAAUUGAAUGACUAUUAUAAGAAACAUGAUCAUCUUCGGGUCAGCCAAGAUGAUGAUCCAGAUCUCUACAGUUGGAUGACCACUCAAAGGGAACGGUAUCAUGGGAUUGGAACGGAACCACCAAUGUCAGACUUGGAAAUCGAGAAAAUGGAAGAUCUCCAUUUCUGCUGGUCCCUUGAUUGGAAAUCUCGUGUCUGGCAUGAAAAGUACACCGAGAUCGCUGAGUUUUACAAGGAGCAUGGCCAUGUCAAUGUCACCGAGAAAGAGAAUCCCAGCCUCUACAAUUGGAUCCAGAUGCAGGAAAAGAGGUACGAGGAAACGACGGGUCACAAGCCAUUGUCGCAAGAGGAAUUGGAACUAUUGGAACAGAUCGAUUUCCACUUUUUCAAAGGCAAACCUCGCAUUGCAUGGAAUUCAAUGUAUAAUGAACUGGAGAAGUAUCGAAAGGUCAAUGGCGAGAGGUUCCCAAAUCACGAAGAUGACCCUGACCUGAAUCGUUGGAUGAGACAGCAACGACACAGAAUGAGAAGUGAAUAUGGAUCUGUGCCGCUUUCAGUGGAAGAAAAAUCAAUUUUGGAGAGUAUAGAGUUUCCUAUAUUUCCCAAAGGGAAACAUCGACGGAUCUGGUAUGAACGAUACGAUGAGCUGGUGGAGUUUUGGAAAAAGCAUGGCCACUUCUUGGUUGACCCAGACCAGCCUCUGAAUCCUUGGAUUGAUAAGCAGCGUGGCAGGAACAGGGAUACGUGUCUGGAAGCCAGACCUAUAUCCAAGUCGGAAGUCUAUCUCCUAGACCGAAUUGGUUUUCCUUGGGUAUCAGAUAGAGAAGAUGUGGAAUGGCAAAUGCGUUAUGACGAGCUUGUUCAAUUUCGGAAUAAACAUGGACGUAUGCCAGCCAACAGACUUGAGCCAAGACUCUAUAGCUGGAUGAGGUACCAGCGAGAUAGAUACUUUGGAAUGAAGGGUAAGGAUAUUUCCGCCAACCAAAUCAAGCAAUUGGAAAAUAUUGGCUUUCGUUGGACAGGAAAAUUCUGA